Molecule: messenger RNA, 6832 nt
Organism: Pygocentrus nattereri (red-bellied piranha)
Lineage: Eukaryota; Metazoa; Chordata; Actinopteri; Characiformes; Serrasalmidae
Product: rho GTPase-activating protein SYDE2
Exons: 8
Coding region: 419-3469 (1016 amino acids)
Biological process (GO): signal transduction
Source: RefSeq, a predicted model, not a curated record
UUAAGGUGGAACGGAGGACUGGACGAGUAGAGGGCUACUUUGCUCCCGUUUUGGCCCCCAGCCUCUGCAAAUCACCCUCUUUGCCACGAAACCGCCUACAGCUAAUAACUAACCGGGACUUCAUUUCCCAUAAGUACUUGGGAAUUUCCCCCGUCAGAGGCAGCGCUGAAAAAAAAAACAGUUUGGGAAAGAAUCCAUGGAAUUUGUUUCCUGUGAAAGCUGGCCAUAGCCGAGCGCAGAGCGGCGCUGGGAUGGACGUGCUGGCUGGCGCUCACGGAGGAGACACGCAGGGCACCGUUUAAGGAGGCGUUUCGAGGGUUUGGGGGGUUUUUCUCAUUCUGAGGGGGACAGACAGCUGGAAGGGCCGGACCGAGGACAGAGUAAACGGAAUAAACCCCGGGGAUCCGGGGUCGCAGUCAUGGCUGAGCCCCUGCUGAAGCGCACCUUCUCCAGGCUCCGAGGAAAAGACAGGAGCCGCAGGAAAACAGACCCUAAACUCAACGAAGCAGCAGGGAAGACGGAUCUCGUCCAUGGUUCUUCAUCAUCGCCAUCGCCGUCCGCCUCGGCAGGCGGCACAGAGGCAGAUCAGUCUGUUGAGGCAGACUUCACAAGACACACGCAAAUUACCGUCUCCAAAAAGCAAAGCUGGGCCAAACUCUCCUCCACUGGUUCCCGGGACCAGGCCGGGCCGGAUCAGCUCUCCAGCCUCAGCCCUGUGGUUAUGGACCGGGACGGCUGCUCAGGCAAGGCCCAGGCUUCAAAACAGGCCUGGAGCCAGAGGACUUUCAGGGAGGACGGGUUGUUGGAGCGAGGGAAAGAUUUGGACAGGGAUUUGGGUUACUCCAGGGACAGAGACGAUGCAGGUUUACCUGAGUUAACCUCUGUGUCUGCGGACCUCUCCAUCCCCACCAAUAUUGCUAAGCUUUCCGGCCAGGGUGCCUACCUCCAACACCUGGAGAGAAGCAGCCGAGCCUGGGUACUCUCCACAGGAAAGUCCCAUGGUCCAGACGAGGCCUACCCGGCCUGCCUUACAGACUGGAGGCAUGCAGGCGAAGGAGAGAAUAACAUUUGGUACAACCCCAUCCCAGAGGAAGAGGACGCGCGGGCCUUUGGAGUCAAGGAGCGGGAGAGAUACAGAGAUCCGUGGAGGAGGAGAGAGAUGGAGGGAGCGCUGGAGGAGAGGAGAGAUGUUUUUCAGCAGACGUGUCCUUCAGAUGCUCAGUGUGUGGGAGGAGCACCAGCAGGCAUCAGCACUAGUGUUGCUCCUGGCGUCAGUAGCGAAUACACUGGUGGGGCUAUUAACGGUUCAUCAGGGUCUUCGGGGAGCCCUGGAGCUCUGAAGAAGAGCUCAGGAGGAAGUGUGGGCGGCGGCAGCAGCGUGAUGGACAAGAUCAAGUCCCCGGGGACGGUCCGCCGCCUUUCAAUGAAGAUGCGGAAGCUUCCUGAGCUCCGACGCAAGCUUAGCCUGCGCUCGUCCCGCAACCAGCGUCACGCCGCUCACGGACACGGGGCCUCGGGAGCGACAGGGGGCGCUGAUGAGGCUUCGCCCCCCAACGCACGCAAGGAGUCCUCCAACAACGUCAUAAGCAGGUACCACCUGGACUCCAGCGCCCCUGCCAGGCCGAUGCGCAGGUCCUCGCGCACACGGUCCACUAGCAAGGGCGGCUAUCUUAGUGACGGGGACUCGCCUGAGCUCUUGCCCAAGCAGGGAUCAGGUCAGGGGUCUGCAGAGGGGUCACAGGAAUCACAGGGCUCGCCUCCGCCUCCCCCAAAUCAUGGACUGCAGGAUUCGGCUAACAUAGUGGACACAGGGUCAUUCCGGCUCUACUCGCUAGCUGACCAGCCGCGCUGCGCCCAGAGAGUUUCUGGCCUCCUUACUGUCCACCUGCUGGGCGUGGAGGAGUUGGUGCGUUCGCCUCGCGCCGACACCGGUAAGGACGUAUUCUGUGCCAUUCAAGUGGACGGAGUGACCCGCGCACGCACUGCCCUGCUCACCUGCCGAGGGGCAUGUCUCCCUUUAAACCACACCUUCAACCUGGAGCUGGAGCGCGCUCGGCUGCUCAAGCUCGUUGUCCUCACGCCAGCGGUUACCGCGGCUAACGAUGGGUCAUCUUCUGCCCCUGGUGGUCAGACUCGCAAUCGAGUAUGCUGUCUUGGCGCAGUGGCGAUACCACCUCUGUUUAAAGCCUCGCGGAGCCAGCAGCUGUGUGUGAAGCUGGAGCCACGGGGGUUGCUGUACGUGAAGUUGACUCUGCUGGAGCAGUGGGAGGCCCCCUCGCCCUGCCUCAGUGAGCUCCCGCCCCCCGCCGUGUUUGGGGUGGAACUGCGCCGCCUGGUGGAGAAGGAGGGCCAACAGCUCAGAGUUCCUCUGAUCAUUCAGAAGUGUGUGGCAGAGAUCGAAAAAAGGGGACUGAAGGUUGUGGGUCUUUAUCGCCUCUGUGGCUCUGCAGCUGUAAAGAAGGAGCUGCGUGAUGCGUUUGAGAGGGACAGCGCGGCCGUCACUCUGAGUGAAGAGCUGUACCCGGACAUCAACGUGAUUACUGGCAUUCUGAAGGACUACCUCCGUGAGCUGCCGUCGGCCCUGAUCACGAAGACUCUGUACGAGGUGGUGCUGGAGGCCAUGUCUCUGCGUCCGGCCUGCAGGAACGACAAUGAUGCACAGAGAUCUCAGAGCACUGUCUCACUGCUGCACUGCCUGCCUGAACCAGAGAGGGCUACUCUGUCUUUCUUGCUGGAUCAUCUGAGUCUGGUGGCGUCCUUCAGUGACUGUAACCUGAUGACGUGUCAGAACCUGGCUGUGUGCUUUGGUCCGGUUCUGCUGACCCCUACACAGGAGUCCUGGAGGGCGGGGUUACCAGGAUUCAGCUCUGGGGCCUCUGGGGUUCCUGGGGCCACUCGGAGUUCCCGUAGCACCAACCACAGUGUGGAGAUAGCCAGCGCCGUGGACUUCAAGAGACACAUAGAGGCCCUACACUAUCUACUGCAGCUAUGGCCUCUUCCCACAGGUCGAGUGAUAGACCAGUCAUCGUACAGCCUUGAGGUUUCUCCUGUUUCCGUUACUCCUCCUCCUCCAUCCCAGAAUCCCAUGCAGCGGCGUGCACAGCGUGUGCCUUUGCGCGUGGAGCUCCCGCUACCACAAGACGUCGUGGUGGUGUCCCGUAGAGGUCGCGGCCGACUGGAAAGCCCUCCCUGUAACCGCUACGCUGGAGACUGGAGUGUGUGUGGGCGGGACUUCCUGUCCAACGACGACGCGGAUUACGAUGAGGUGGCGGGCAGCGAGAGCGAUGAAGAUGAGGAGGAGGAGAAGAAGGAGGAGGACGUUUGGGUGUCCUCGGGUGGUCUGUAUGCGGACGAUUUCGCUCUGGACUUCGAUGCCCCGUUUACAUGCAGACUGAGUCUGAAAGACUUCGAUAACUUGAUCUCAGACCUGGAGAGAGAACUCGCCAAACAGAUCAACAUCUGCCUCUGAGCGCCCACUCACUCUAAACCCUGUAUCUGCAAUGCAUGAGCUGUAAGAGUGUGAGAGUGGAGAGAGAAACUCGAGACACACAGUUCACAAUGUGUUAUAAUGCACACUGAACGCACACUGAAUGUACUGAUAGUAAAUAGCUAAAAGGCUGUACUUCAGUCCUAAAAACUAAACCAAAACCAGAUAUCUGACUGUACAACAGUACUGAAAACAGCCACAAGGCCCUAUUACAACACUAAAGAACAACUUUAGGGCUAUAAGACAGAAUUAAAGUUGACUAUAGCGUUUUAUGACAGCAAUAAACAGCUUUUAGGUUUUAUAACAAUACUUAAAACCGCCACAGGACUGCAAAAUAAUACUAAAACCAGCUACCGGUUGUCUGACUGUGUGGAAGACAGAGCUAUAUCAACAUACUUAAACAGCUAUAAGGCCACACUACAAUACUGAAAACAGCUAUAGGACGUUACUGCAAUGUUAAAAACAGCUAGAGGGCUAUAUGACAGUUAUAAAAACUGCUAUAAGACUGUACUAGAGUACUAGAAACAACUUUAUAAAAUGGUCCUAAAAUCUGAUUGGCUAAGCCUGACUCUCAUGUUGCUCGCAUGGACCACCGAGUAUACUGAUGAAGUAAGAAGCCGUUUUCUGUUUAAACUGAGGAGCUGACCUGGGCUGGUCAGCUAGCUAACAGGCUGAAAGAGCCAACAGCCUAAACACCUCCAUCAUUAACAUCACAGUCUUGAAUUAAAGUACUUACGGUUUGAUUAACUGUAAAACAGCAGUAUGAAAGUCUAAAGAAUGAACUUGAAUGUCUAACACGUUUUAAAUGUUCGUGUUUCAGUCAGAAGUACCGUCAACCCCAGGCUCGAUCCCAAACGGCUCUGUACUCCCUAGCUGUGUAUUAGCUUAUAUAAGUUUAGAAAUUCUACCCUCUACAGCCAAACGGUGCAUCAUUUAUCGAGUGUGGAGUGUCUGAGUCCCAAAUGACUAUUUCUUAGCUGUAUUUUGCUCUGUUGGGCUGCAGGAUCCAGUAUUUAAACUCCUACGUAGUGCACUAUGUAGGGAGCAGGGCACCAUUUGAGAUUUAGCCCCAGCGUGAGAAGCGGGGCACUGCUGGAUUGGUGCUAAAUAAGACUCACGGUGGUAAUUUGUUGGCCAAAAAGUACUUAUAAAGUGAAAGUUUCUGCAAGAACCAGUGCUGCGUUAUCAUAUGUUCAUUAUUAUAAAGACAAAAAGUUAAAUAAUUCAUGAAAUGAUCACAGUGUACAACGAUGGGCGACCUCAUUCAGCAGUCCAUGGUUGCUUUUUGAUUAUUAUAAUUAAAACUUAAAUUAUUUUCUGGGAAAGUGUGUAUUUUAACAUAUUUUAUGCUGCCGUUUUAUAAAAGCAGUAAGCAACUUGAGGCUGUGUGUUACUAUCACAGAGAAGGGAGCACCCUUCCUGUGAUAAAAUCCCAGUGCUAAUGCUUUAUGAUAGUUUUAUAAAUAGUUACAGGACUUUAUGAUGAUACUAACGUAGUUGUAUGACUGCACAACACUACAAACAGCUGUAAGGCUUUAUGACAGUACUUAAACACCAAUAGGACUGUGCUGGAACACUAUAAACAGCUAGAGGACUGUAUAGUACUACAACAGAGCCUUAAGACAGUACUGAAAUACUUUGUACGUAGUAAAUAUGAUCAAGUAAAUUGUAAAUAUCCACUGAAAAUUAGGUAACAAAUGCUUUAACAGUGCACUGCAGAUACAGGGGUUCACCUGAGUGAAAUAAUAAUGAAGAGAAACCUAAAAGAGACUUUUUUCUUGCUCUGAAGGACGACGACAAGCAGGUUGUUCUGCUUUAGUAUGUGAAGUUUAUUUAAUAGCACCCCAGUUGGCAACUGCAGUCCUGCAGGACUUCAUGGUUUGUUUCUGACCAGCUCAAAACAGACCUACUAAGGACCUACCACACCCGAUCUCUCACAGAGAGUACUCUCAAAGUUACAUCAGUACCAUCAAUGUGGACAGUCGGAGUAUUCACCACCUUUUGUGUUCAGUCAAGCUUGUCAUUGGUCAAAAGACUUCACUUAUAUAGCAUCGCAAAGGCUGUGGGUUCUGCAGUAGUGUCCAUGAUUGCUGACUGUGAUUAGUACAUUAUAUAAUUAUUUGUUAUUCGUUUGCCCAGGUUCCUGCUGUUCAUUACGACGUGGCAGAAAUCUGGAGGCUUGAGAAGUGGCCGGUGAUUUACGCGAGCAGGGAAAACACUAAACCAUGCGAACUAUGCAGUGCUCAGACUUCUUAGAGCUGGAGUUGCUUGCCCUGACUCUGAGGCUUGUGCUUGUGUAUUUCUCUUAUUCCCGGGAAUGGUCUCGUCCCGGUGACCAGCCAGUGACGCUUGGGCCAAGAAUUUUGUAAUUCUUUCCACCAGGACAUUCCGUUAUUGGUCCGGCACCAGCACUUCCAGUCAGCCAGAGAGUCUUAAUGCUCGAGAUGCUUUCUAGCUCUGCUUUUGCGUUCGUCAAGAUUGCGUUUUACUGUCAUCUUGAUUUGUUGCCUGUGCCAGACAGGCCUGAGUAAAUGCCUAAUAGUAGACAUACUCAGGUUAUGUAUUAUGAAGUCUUUAGUUUUGAGGUCACUUAUGAUUUGAAUUCAGGUUUUACAAUUCCAGUAACGCUUAAGGUGGACAAUCAUAAUAUAAAUUAUGGACCAGCAGAGUGGGUCAGAAGAAGGAAUUUGGUUUCAUUUGAAAGUUUACCAGUAUAGAAGAAAUAUAGAAACUAAAAGAUAUUUGCCUAAUGUAGAAUCCACAUUUGCAGUCUGUCAAAAUGAAGCACUAUGGAUUGGCAAAUCAGGACAGACUCCCGUUCUCUUCCUGCACAUCUUCUGUGUUUCUGUGUGUUUAUAUUCACAUGGAGGAUAUGUUCUCUAACCUAACUUGCUUACAGACCAAAGACACAUUUGAUAGUUCUAUUGCACUUCUUGAUUGCGUGUAAGGUUGUCCUUUUUGCUGCUUACUUGGUCGGAUGCAGUACAUGGUGUUGCCGUUGCUGGUGUAGCACUGUUCCUCUAUUUGAGCACGGUACAAAUAUUUAGCCAACUGUGAUUUGUGAUAUAUAAAAAAGUAACAGAUGGAAUUCAAAGGCCAUAACUAAGCCAGAGUUUGCUUUUCAUGCGAAACGAUUGAAUCUUAUUAUAUUUUGUAUUUUGUUUUGUCUUAUAAACAGUAUUAUUUUAUAUUGCACAUUUACAACAAGCACUUAUUUUUACUGUGUACUAUGCCUCUGUGUAUUAGUGUAAAAGCCUCCUCUGUUAAAUUGGUACCUUUAUGUACCCUUCAGUGUUAAUCCAACAACAUAAAUGAAAAAUAAAGCACAGUAUUACAGUUCCUAAA